Molecule: messenger RNA, 999 nt
Organism: Nannospalax galili (Upper Galilee mountains blind mole rat)
Lineage: Eukaryota; Metazoa; Chordata; Mammalia; Rodentia; Spalacidae
Product: neutrophilic granule protein-like
Exons: 4
Coding region: 1-510 (169 amino acids)
Biological process (GO): defense response
Cellular component (GO): extracellular region
Molecular function (GO): cysteine-type endopeptidase inhibitor activity
Source: RefSeq, a predicted model, not a curated record
AUGGCAGGGCUGUGGAAGGCCUUUGUAUUGGUGGUGGCCUCAGCAGUGGUGUUCUGUGAGGCCCAUCGCCCACCAAGAUAUGAAGAUAUUGUCACCCAGGCCUUGAAGUUCUACAAUAAUGGGCAGCAAGGAAAGCCCCUCUUUCGCCUGCUGCAAGCCACCCCACCAUCUGGAAGGACCUCCAACUUCAAGAUCCCACUCAACUUCAGGAUUAAAGAAACAGUAUGCACUUCCACACCAGAAAGACAGCCUCAAGACUGCGCCUUCAAGGAGGACGGGGAGGAGCGAAACUGCACUGGUGAAUUCUUCAGGCGGAGGUUUACCCGCUCCCUGACAUUGAGCUGUGACAGGGACUGCAGGAGAGAGGUCACCCAGGUGAGCAGUUUUGCUGAUUACCCUGUGGCAGAUAUCCCCAAGGAGGACGACACCACUGAGCUACCACCCGCAAUUAAGAACAUUUAUGAAAAUGCCAAAAAUGACAUCAUCAACAACAUUCUGCGGAAUUUCUAGGGCUGGAGGAGGGAGGGAAAACCCUGCCUGUCCACCACAACCUCCCACUGUCAACCUCCCUCUACUGCCUUUAGCACCUCCUUUCCUGAGCUAUCCAAGAAUGCCUUCUUUAGAGCAACCUCCUACUCCCAAAGCAUCCCUGCCUUUGCACACCUGCUUUCCUCUGCUGGGACUUCCUGUCCCCCAGUGUUUGAAACUCCAAUUUAUCCUUCAAGGCCCCAAAGUUGCUUCCUGCAGAAGCCUCCCCUCUCUCUCAGAACAAAAGUAUCCUUCCCUCUGUUAAUCCUCAAACCACAUUGGCAUUACCUGCUGUGCCCCCAACCAGACCACCCUGUGUCUGCUCACAGUUGGGCCUCCUGGCCAGUCACCAUGACAACUAACUGCUCCUUCACAUAUUCAGACACUUCUAAGGGGAGGUGGGAGAGUGUCAGAAGAUUUUGAGUGAGAAUCACAGGAGGGAUUCAAUAAAAUACUUCUGAGAUGAAUGAU